UAAUAAGAUAUACAAAUUACCUGUAUGGAAGACUAUAAGAUAAAAGCUUACAGAUUCAGACAAUAUUUACAUGUAAACAAGUAAUAAACAUAUUAUAAAAGAUAUUCAUGAGAUUGAAAGAAGAUCAAGUUUCACCUGAAUGUAUAUAAUUAAAGCAUUAUGUGGAAACGUUAUUUAUAAUUAUAAGGCAAGAAUAGUGUGUGUAGGUUGCUAGAUAGGAAACAUCCUGUUUGAUAGGGCUCAUCAAGGCAGAUAGAUAACAAUUAACAAAAUUCAGUUUCCUUCAAACCAGCGUACCAUCAUUGGUUUUAAGAUCUGCUUUUCUUCAACACUCAAAUUUUAUCCUAAUUAUGAUGGUUUUUCUAAUACUUGUCCUCACUUUGCUGAAUGAGUGCUUUGGACAAAUAAUCGAUAUUGGUGAUGUUUGGGAGGUAAAAUGUCCACCAGGCUGUUCAUGUGAGGUACAGAAAUUUAUUGAUUUACCUUUGCAUCGAUGGAUCAAAACGAGUCAAGAUCAGAACUUGACUAACGAAUGCAAUUUCGAAUUUGGAUUGAACAUGGACCACUCUAUGAUACCCGAAUUUUUAAAUGUUGCAAUUUGCGCUGUUGCCGAAGAUUAUGAGGAACUAUUGGAUAAACUCCCAUCAGACAUUCAGGUGUUUACAAUUCUUGAAUCUGGUAUGGGAAACUUUGAGAUUCUUCUACAGUCUACAACAUUUCAACGUUUUACAGAUUUAAUAUCUUUAGACAUUCAAGGAAUAGAUUAUGAAUCUGUAAAAAAAAGCUCGAAUGUUGAACAAGGAAAACAAGGAGGAAUCGUUUUAUCAGUUGAUUCAUUGUAUCCAUUAGGAUUAAAUCUUCUUUACCUAAAUUUAGAACGAGUCAGAUUGACAAGCCUGAGUCCAAUGAAAAGAAACAAAGCUAAUCUUGUGGUUAAACCAAUGAAUACAGUUACCAAUGAUGAAAAUAAUAAUAAACAAUUACUAAAUAACAUCAGCCAAAGUACAGGGCACAGACUGAUAUUUUUAAGUCAACAAAAUAGUGGAGAAAGUGAUGACAAGGAAAUACUUCCUUAUGAUGUGUAUAAACAAGAAAUGGAAGGUUAUCAAGAAACUGUUGGACUUUUUACUGGUUUAGGAGCUUUAACUCACUUAAGAGUUUAUGAUUGUGAUUUAAAAGAUAUAACAUGGCAUAUGUUUGAUGGUUUGAAUAAUCUCGUUCAUCUCUCAUUAGAAAAAAAUAGUUUGAAGUUCAUUCCAGAAUUUUGUUUUUAUGGCACCCCAAAUUUAAAAGUAUUGUCACUUGCAAGUAAUCAGUUGUUAACACUUAAAAGUGUAGAUUUAGCUGGCUUAUUGAUGCUAGAAGAUCUUGAUUUAAGAGGGAAUAAUCUAACUUUUUUAUCAGAACUAUCUUUUCCCCCUUUCCCAAUGUUGAAGAUUGCAGAUUUUCGGAAGAAUCCUUUGGAUUCUAUAUUCCCAAGUACUUUUGAAAUCAUGAAUACAACAUUAGAACUUUAUUUGGGAGGUGAAGAUUCAAAAUUAUAUCUACAAAAAAAUUCUUUCUUAGGAUUAUGUCGGCUUCAAGCCUUAUAUCUGUAUAAUUUAGAAAUACCAAUGUUGGAGCGUUUUGUAUUUCAAGGAAUGCCAGAGCUGUUAAAAUUAAGGGCUCGCGGAAAUAUUUCAAGUAUUGAUCUUGAUGCUUUUGUGGAUUUAAUCAAAUUAGUAGAUCUUGAUUUAAGUUCUUGUCAUAUUCGUAAAAUAUCUAUGGAUGCAUUUUAUGGUUUGCAAAAUGUUAAACGUAUAGAUCUAUCAAAUAAUGAAUUAGAAUACAUUCCACCUGGUUUAUUUGGAGUGCAACAACAGAAGCAACUUAAAGAAAUUAUCCUUUCAAAGAAUAAGCUGACAUCACUACCUAUAGACUUUUUCAAAAUGCUUCGGAUUCCAAAUAAACCACCACAAUUUUCAAUUGUAAGAUUAGAUAGCAAUCCAUGGGAUUGUACUUGUUCGAUGAUUACAUGGAAUCCUUAUUUGGUAAACAGGUUACGAGAAAUAGCACCAAGAUGCUCAACUCCCAAGAAGCUGAAAAAUUGGGGAGUAUUUCAUGCAUUACGCAAAGGUGGUUUGCAAUGUAGAACCUUGAGGAGAAGGUAUUUAAAGAAGUCUACAUUGGGAAGAAAUAAUUAUGAAGAUAAUAUCAUCAGUUAGCUAAUAUAUGUUUUUAAUUUACAAUUGAUAUAUGUGUAUAAAAAACAAGGAACAAAAUUAGACACUUUAUUUUUUUGUCUUUAUAAGAUAAUUCUACUUUCUAAAUUUAUCAUUUAUAGUUGUAUAAUAACACUGUGUAUAAAUAUAAGCUAGAUAUAUAAGACUUAAGGAAAUUCACAAUAAAAAAGAGUAGCAAUUGACAA
Messenger RNA from Bombus terrestris (buff-tailed bumblebee), 2407 nucleotides. RefSeq names its product insulin-like growth factor-binding protein complex acid labile subunit. The record is from RefSeq and is a predicted model, not a curated record. Gene Ontology annotation, molecular function: protein binding. The coding region runs from base 351 to 2204 and encodes 617 amino acids. Gene Ontology annotation, cellular component: extracellular matrix. Lineage: Eukaryota; Metazoa; Arthropoda; Insecta; Hymenoptera; Apidae. The transcript has 6 exons.